UUUAUAACAGUGUGUGGAUAUAAUUUGUUAUAAUCCAGAGUUCCCUGUCACUAUCUAAUUAUCUCUACUUAAACCUAUAACACUGUUCCGUAUUAAUAUAACUAGUGUUUAUAUUAAUUGAAAAUUUACUGCAGUCAUAUAACUACACUGUUAUCAAUCACAAUCUUACAUAAUCAAUCAAAAGCUAUAAAAUAACCAUUCUGUAGUACAUUUACACACACGAUAGAAUAAAUAAUAUUUAAAUCCUUCAUUGUUUCCUUGAGUGUCUUAACAAAUAACGUACGUUUUGACAAUCACUCCAUGGAGGAUCCUGAUAAGUCAUUUAAAUCCCAAGAUAUCCUGGGUAAUCUCGCUUCAUGGAGUACAAUAACACAAACUACAUCACAGACUACAACAAAACGAGAUCGAUGGAAAUGGAAAAUAGAUUUUCUCAUAGCUUGUAUGGGCUUUUCCAUCGGUUUGGGAAAUGUAUGGAGAUUCCCUUACUUAUGUUAUAAAAAUGGUGGAGGUGCUUUUCUCUUACCCUACUUCAUCAGUGUAAUUGUGGCUGGUGUACCGUUAUUUCUUCUUGAAGUUGCUUUAGGUCAGUUUAUGUCCAAAGGAGCCAUUGCAGCUUGGGAUAUUUGCCCACUUUUUAGAGGCAUUGGAUGUGCUAGUACAAUGAUAAAUUUUUUAGUGAACAGUUAUUAUACAGUGAUUUUGGGUUGGGCAUUUCAUUUUCUUUUUGCUUCAUUCAAUAAAGAACUACCAUGGGCUAAAUGUGGACAUUUAUGGAAUACAAAUUCAUGUUUUGAUGGUGCAGUUAGAACAAAUGUAAGCAAUUCAACAUCGAUCCUGCGACAAGAUAUACUUGGAGCUGAUCCUGCUUCCGAGUAUUGGGAAAAUCGUGUCUUACGAAUAUCAGAUGGUAUCGAUAAUUUAGGCACAGUUCAAUGGGAUUUGGCAUUGUGUCUUUUACUAGCAUGGAUAAUCAUAUUUUUAGCAAAUUGUAGAGGUAUAAAAACAUCUGGAAAAGUUAUGUAUAUAACUGCAACUACACCAUAUAUAUUCAUGAUUACAUUACUGAUAAGAACAGCACACUUAGAUGGAGCACUAAAUGGUAUUACCUAUUAUUUAAAACCUGACUGGGAGAAAUUGACAGAUAUGGCAGUUUGGUCAGAUGCUGGAACACAAAUCUUUUUCAGUUAUGCUAUUGGCUUAGGAGCGUUGACUGCAUUAGGAAGUUACAAUCCUUACCAUCAUAAUUCAAUUAGAGAUUGUCUUUUAUUCGCUGGUGCAAAUACAUUUACAAGUCUAUUGGCUGGUUUUGUAAUCUUCGCAACACUUGGAAAUAUGUCUUAUGUAUCUGGUGUCCCGAUACAUUUAAUUGCUGAAUCAGGACCAGGUUUAGCAUUCAUUAUUUAUCCAAAAGCAUUAGGAACAAUGCCUGGAAGUCCUAUUUGGUCAUUUUGUUUUUUUACAAUGAUUAUAUUACUAGGAAUCGAUAGUAUGUUUGGUGGAGUUGAAGGUUUUGUCACGGCAAUCUCAGAUUACCUACCUCAAGUGAUAAUACAUCCAUGGUAUCGAGUUAGUUUUGUUGCAGCCACAUGUAUCUUAUCUUAUGGUAUCGGUUUAUUUAUGAUAACUAAUGGUGGUAUGUACAUAUUUCAACUAUUCGAUUAUUAUUCAGGCAGUCGUAUCAUAUUAUGUGUAACAUUUUUGGAAUGUUUUGUGAUUGGUUAUAUAUAUGGAUGGAAACGAUUCGCCAAUGAUAUGAAGUCAAUGUAUGGAUAUUCAUUGAAAUGGUUGUGUUUUUUUUACUUGUGCAUUAUUACUCCACUAUUUACUUUGGUGCUAUUCAUCUUCAGUGUAAUUGUAUAUGAAGAACUCACAUAUAUGCGUGCUGUCAGACCUGAACCAUAUCAUUUUCCUAAAUGGUCGGUAAUAUUGGGCUGGAUGAUGGCCAGUUCAAGUUUGUUCUUUAUUCCAGCUGUUAUGGUGGCAGAGAUUAUCAGAACACCGGGUACAUUUGUAGAAAGAAUAAAAUCCCUUUGUACACCUCGACUUACUCAGCAUCGCUGCUCAGUGACUUGUGCAAGUCUAAUUGAUCCUGAAAAUUCCGAGAUUCACGAAGAUAAUCUCAAUAAUAAUCCGAAUGCAGUGAGUUCUUGUACAACAGAAGAAGAACAACAUGAAGAAAAUAAUAAUUCAAGGAAACGAAAAGACACAUUAAGAAUAAGUAACUUUUGUAAAUCAUGUAUUCGAUGAAAACACAGAGAUAAUCAUACUCUAGACACAAUGAAAGAUAUAUUAAUUCACACUUCUAUACAUAUUUAUACAACAGAGCCGUUGUUUUAUACGCGUAUCAUUGGAUUUACUCACAUUUGUAUUGUCUAUACAUGUGUGUUUAGAUUACACUUAUUUCAUAGUUUAUUAUUAUCAUUAUUAUUAGUUGGCAUAUCAACAUUCAUUGUCACAACAAAUUUACAUUCAAUGUUCAAGUGAUCAACUAUUUUUAUUUGAUCACAAUUCACAACAUUCACAAUCAAUCAUUGGUUGAUGAAAAAUAGAGAAUUUUUAUUCCCUUUUUAUAUACAUAAUUUGCCUCUCUCUCUCUCCCUGUCUAUUUUUUAUUCAUUUCAUAAAUUCAUGUAGAACUAGAUCAAAUGAAUCAUAAAAAUGCAUUCAAUGCUUUUAUUCAAAAUUUGUAUUAUUAUUUGGUUUAUUGAAAAUCAGUUCUUCUUGUUCAAUGUUUUCAAUAUAUUUCACUAGUUCAAUGUUUUUGUUUUGAUUUUGAUUUUGUACAGUGUCAUGUAAUGAUUCAUUUUUUUUGGCAGAUUUUCAUUUUGAUCAUUUCUGAUGAAUAAUUCUUUCAAAUAGGUAUGUACUUACUUACUUACACUGACUUUCAUUCUUUCUGUGUCUUCUUGAUAUUAUUUUAUUCAUCAGAAUUAGUUUAAUUGGUAGACCAAAUAUGUAUUUUGUGUUGUGUAGUUAUCAAACUUUGUAUAUCAUCAAUUACUACUAGCUAAUGUUUACUUUUCAAUACAUUAUUGAAGAGAAAAAA
This is a messenger RNA of Schistosoma turkestanicum, 3046 nucleotides long. Lineage: Eukaryota; Metazoa; Platyhelminthes; Trematoda; Strigeidida; Schistosomatidae. The record is from the annotation of a GenBank genome assembly.